Molecule: messenger RNA, 3300 nt
Organism: Lachancea dasiensis
Lineage: Eukaryota; Fungi; Ascomycota; Saccharomycetes; Saccharomycetales; Saccharomycetaceae
Source: the annotation of a GenBank genome assembly
AUGAGGUAUCGGGUUGUGCAAAAAGAGCUUAGGCUACUACUACUAGGGCAGCGGCGUAGAGAGCCUAUUGGUAGUAUGGGGGAUGGUACAGGUGGUCGUAAGGAAAAUGACAAUCCUUCGCCUGUCAAAAGAAGGUCGCUAAGCAACUAUUUAUUAAACAUUCAAAAAAGACGACAACAACUAGAGGAAAGCGCCAAAGCACAGCCCGAAAUAUCAUCAAAAGCCCCUCUAAAUGAAUCAAUAAAAUCCAAUUCAGAGACGGAUGAAGCUGAAGAAACUGGUGCGGGACGGAAUCCUAAUAACGCCAGCAUAACUGUCAACAUAAAAACUCCCCACGAUAUUUCCCCCAAUGAGCAGCAGCAUGCGUUACCAACCAAUACCGACUGGGCAUUAAAAUCUUUGGGUAGCUCUCAAGCAGAGAGAAGCUCUGUAGCUGAGUCAAAACAUGGUAUUGUCAAAUCUCGUUCUGAGGACGAGACCCAGGCGCCGCAAAACGUGGCCAGGUGUGAUAUAGAACAACCCGGAUCGCCUCCGCACUCCAAGCUUGGCACGGCUGUUGACCUACAACCUAUCGAGCGGCCACCUCCAGUAAAAAUUCACGAGGCCACUAAUGGACAGCCAGAAAGGCUCUCCACGACAUCGCUUAAUACCCAAAACAACGUUAUUGAAAGGGAGGAAAGAGUCAAAGCAAAGAAUGAUGACAAGAGGAAAGCAUCGAACCAAGCGGAGCUACUGAAAUCUUUUUCACCAAAUGUGACGAAAGAGUCUGAUGUAGGUACCGUCUUAAACCAGUCGCAGGAAGAUGAAAGCGAACUUAGCGAAGUUGAAAGUGACGCCCCAACUGAACCUGCCUCACCUCCUAAACCUCGGCUUGGGAGAUUAGUUCGCGGGGAUCAGUUACGAUCCUCUCCUUCACGCACGGUUCCUCAUAUCCCACCUACCCACAGCGAUGAAUCGGAACUCUCUGAUUUGGAAGACUUGAACCAGCCUCCCAUUUCGAGCAGUAUUUUGCAUGGUGAUUCUCCAACACAUAGGUCCAUUGUCACUCUCAAUUCGUCACCAGCUAGACUGUUGAAAAAAUCUCCGAAGCACAUGAAGAGCUAUGUGGCUGUUCGAAAGCCUCAGAAUAUAAAAAAGAGCGGUGUUCACAGAGACGCUGGAGGCAGAACCAAGUUACAGAUAUCCUGUGAUAAAGGUAAGUUCGAUUCUGCUAAGAAACUCAUUGAAGAAGGAUAUGACGUGAAUGAUCAGGAUAAUGCUGGGAACUCUUCAUUGCAUGAAGCUGCUCUGAAUGGUCACUACGAUAUUGUAAAGCUACUUUUAGAAAACGGGGCGAACGUUAAUAUUCAAUCUUUUGAGCCAAUCAAGGAUACUCCACUAAUCGAUGCCGCAGCCAAUGGCCACUUGGAUGUAGUCAAAAUUCUUCUCAAGUAUAACGCUGAUCCCACCAUUGUGAAUUCAAAAGGUUUAACGGCGAUAGAGUCAAUCGAAGAAGACUCAGAUCUAGAUGAUGACGACUUAGAGACAGUACGGAGUCUCAAAUCAGAGUUACGAAGGGCUGCCAGGCGACUUAACAGCGAUGACGAAAGACGACAGCGUUCAUCAUCAGCUAAUAGACACUCUGACGGCGAUCGAUCUUCAUCCAAUGUUCGACUUGGAGAUGAGUUUUAUUGGUCAGAUAUCACAUCCAAAGUUGGACGGGAAAAGCUGCUCAGGUCCUCAAGAGAGGGAAAAUUACCGUACGUUGGUGCAUAUCUCGAAAAUGGUGGCCGUGUCGACCUCAAAUCAUUUCUUGAAGCUGUCAAGUUUGGCCAUGAGGAUAUCGCAAGUUUAUUUCUCGCCUUUGGGGCACAGACCAGCAUGGCUACUCGCGAUGGUCAAACCCCAUUGAUGGUCGCGCUGGGUCGUGGCCAUACUGGGACUGUUAAGCUACUAUUGGAGGCUGGAGCAGACCCCACUGCAAGAGAUAAAUCUGGGAAAUCAGUUUUGAGCUAUGCGCAAUCUAGCGAGCUCGGACUUGCGAGUAAGGGCGAAAUUGAACUGAUUCAGAAUGCUUUAGAAAAGCACCAACCAAAAGCAUUUGCUCAGACCUUCUGGCAUGAUGAUGAAGACAACCAAGCUAAAGAUGUGAGCAGCUCACCUCAACCACUGGUUCCCCAAAAACGAACAGAGGUGCUGGAUCGCGACCUUGGCCGCGAAUCUACUAGCAAGUUAACACCCCAAGAGCUCAACAGUUCCAGAGCCUCCUCCCCUGCACCGGUUAGUUCUUUUUUCUCCUCAGCUCCUGCUAAAAAACCCAAGUUGGAAGCUUCUCUGAGCCCCGGAGCUGUGGAUACGGCUUUCGAAGUACAGAGAAGCCAGAACGGAACUCCUGCCAACUCGACUACCCCUAGGCCGGCGGAGACUGCACAGGAGAAGGAGGCAAGAUUGAAGGCAGAGGAAGAAUACAGGCUAAAAAGACUGUCUACGAAAAAGCGGAAAGAGCAAGAGCUGCUCAACAAACUGGCUGAUGAUGAAAAGAAGCGUGCGGAAGAGCGCGAUCGGAAGGAUGCGGAAAGGCUGCGAAGACUGCAAGACGAAAAAGCCAGAGAGGCUGAGAAAGAAGCCAUUGAACGCAUAAGGGACGAAAUUGAUCGGAGGCAUCUGAUCCGAGCACAGUAUCCGUUGGGUCUGCGCCUGGUAAAUUUUCAGACCACCGAUGAUUUAAACAGUUUCUUGCCAGUCUACUACUCGGUCAUUAAUACAAAAAGGUAUGUCAUGGACAUGCACAUGUGCGUGCUACUGAAGGAUGUCAAUUUCGUUGCCCGAUGUUCAGGCGGGAUAAUAAUAUCUGCGGCUCACAAACUACAAAUGUGGAACAUUUACAAAUUUAUUUUUUUGCUGGGGGGCCGCGGCGUCACAAAAUCACAGGUCCAACGGGACUUAGAUGCUCUGUCAUUCCAGAGUCGAGCCGAAUUCGAAGCACAGGAGCGAGAGCGGUUUAUAUCGCUACCGCUCCACUGGGUCCCAUGGGACGAAAUUGAAUUUCCCGAGAAUUUAGUACCGUCUAAAGGCGCUUUAGAAGCCCAAAUGGUGGAACUCAGUAUGUGGUCCGAAAGAGCGCCGGGGGCAGCUCCCUCGCAAUCAACUACAGCUGUGGGGGCUGUCGCCCGUCUUGGGACCUCUGAACCACGUGACCAAGGCACUCUGGAUCACACCACACGAACAGUGCUUUCUUCUGUCAGUAAGGAGUUACCAGUCCGAUUCAGGAAUCGCCCUAGUAUUAACGGUGCUCUAAAAGGCCCACUUCCGGCUUGGUAG